Parastagonospora nodorum SN15 is the source of this 789-nucleotide messenger RNA. RefSeq lists its product as hypothetical. The transcript has 4 exons. NCBI's taxonomy places the organism in Eukaryota, Fungi, Ascomycota, Dothideomycetes, Pleosporales, Phaeosphaeriaceae. The record is from RefSeq and is a predicted model, not a curated record. Bases 1 to 789 code for a protein of 262 amino acids.
AUGACGACGGGUUUUAAAGGUCUCCUCAAAGACAGCGAUGCCCAACAGGUUGUGAAGGCAUAUUCGAAACAACAGAUGACGACAAAAUUGAAGAAGCCGGAACUCAUAUCAAAGCUUAUCCCUGAUUUUGCGCCCGGUACCGACUAUCUCGAAUGUUUGGGAAAAGAUAACGUGACUGUGGUGUAUGGCGAGAUCACCAACAUCACCACGGACUCGUGUAUCACGAGCGAUGGCAAAAAGACUCCAUUGGACGUGUUGAUCUGUGCCACAGGAUUCGACACCACAUUCAAGCCUCGUUUCCCUGUGAUCGGUCGUGGUGGCAAAGAUCUUGCUACAGAAUGGACCGAAGAACCUCGCAGCUAUCUAGGCUUAGCAGCUCAUGGCUACCCAAAUUACUUCAUGUUCCUCGGACCAAAUUGUCCCAUUGGCAAUGGCCCAAUAAUCUUUUCAAUUGAGAUCCAAGGCGAAUACAUGGCUCACAUCAUGAAUCGUUGGCAGAAGGAGGAUAUAUCGUCGUUCGACCCAAAGCUGGAAGCCGUGAAUGACUUCAUGGAACAGAAAGAUCUGUUCAUGCCUACCACCGAUUACGAUGUGACAUUUGCAAGCAAGAACAGGUUUGCACAUCUUGGGAAUGGAAUUUCUCAGACUGAGCUCAAUCCGCAUAUUGACGAAGCGUAUUACAUCCGAGAGUUUGACGAUGGCUCGUCGGUGUGCAGGAAUUUGCAGAGCACGUACAAUGUGAAAAGGUGCGAUGAGUUCAUCAAAGCAACAAAGACUAGUCGGCUAUAG